This is a messenger RNA of Poecile atricapillus (Black-capped chickadee), 3131 nucleotides long. RefSeq lists its product as uncharacterized. NCBI's taxonomy places the organism in Eukaryota, Metazoa, Chordata, Aves, Passeriformes, Paridae. The record is from RefSeq and is a predicted model, not a curated record. The transcript is spliced from 2 exons. Bases 528 to 1493 code for a protein of 321 amino acids.
CAGGAUCACCGGAUCCCAGAAGGAUGAAGCCAGCAGAUUGGGAUCACCGGAUCCCGGAUGGAUGUGGCUGGCAUGACAGGAUCACCCGAUCCUGGAUGGGAAGCCAGCAGAGUGGGAUCACCAAAUCCUGGAUGGAUGUGGCUGGCACGGUGGGAUCACCGAGCGGGAUCACCGGAUCCCAGAAGGAUGAAGCCAGAGGGUGGGAUCACUGGAUCCUGGAUGGAUUAAGCCAGCAGAGUGGGAUCACCAGAUCCCGGAUGGAUGAAGCCAGCAGAGUGGGAUCACUGGAUCCCAGAAGGAUGAAGCCAGCAGAGUGGGAUCACUGGAUCCCAGAUGGAUACAGCUGGCACGGUGGGAUCACCGGAUCCCAGAAGGAUGAGGCCAGCAGAGUGGGAUCACUGGAUUCCAGAUGGAUGAUGCCAGCAGAGUGGGAUCACUGGAUCCCAGAUGGAUGAGGCCAGCAGAGUGGGAUCACUGGAUCCCAGAAGGAUGAAGCCAGCAGAGUGGGAUCACUGGAUCCCAGAUGGAUGCAGCCAGCUGGGUGGGAUCACUGGAUCCCAGAUGGAUACAGCUGGCACGGUGGGAUCACCAAGCGGGAUCACCGGAUCCCACAUGGAUGCCCAGGCAGGCAGAACCACUGCACAGAACAUUCCAGAAGCAUCCCCCGGAUGAGCUCAAGCCCAGCUCCUCGUGCUCCCCCUGGCCCUCCCCAGGUUUCUCCUGGGAUCCAUGGAACGCCAGCCCUGUGGACACCAGAGAUCCCGGGGCAGGAGGGAAGCGCCGAGCAGGACUCAGGACAUGGAGCCGCACAGGGCCAGGGGAUGAGGGGAUGGGGGACAGGGAAUUCCAUCCUCAGGAGCCGGGAGAUCCUGCUCCAGCCCUGGGAAACCCUUCCCCGGAGCACAGGGAGAAGGAAAAGCCCAGCUGGGAAGCUCCACGCCCGCUGUGCCUCCGGAGGGUUUCCUAUUCCCGGUUUCCCCACAGGAACACGGGAGCCAGGCCAGGAGCUGGCUCUGCUCGGAGCCCAGGCAGCAGGAGCCGGUUCUGGAGCAGCCCUGGCUGCUGGGAAGAACAACCCCAGGGGAAGGGAGAGGUGGAAGGAAGUGAGAGCCUCAAUCCCAGCCGUGGAGGGAUCAUCCAUGGGCACCAAACCCACGGGAUUUGUGCAUCUCCCCAGGGAGCCGAAGCUGAGGAAUGCCAGGCUGGAAUUGCAGCGGAAGGCACGGACAGCCCCAUCCCCUGGAGACCCCCGGGGUUACUGCUGCCCCUCACCGCUCCUGGAGCUCCCCGGGCUGCGGCCCCAGCGCCCCCAAAUCCUGGGAAGGGAUCCCAGCCACAGGAACGCUCCAGCCGAUCCCACACGGCACCGGGAACAGGCUGGAAAAACAUCCCCCAGGAUCCAGCCAGGCUGUACCAGCACAUGGAUCCUUCAGCUUCCAUGGAAUCAGCCCCGAGAACGCCCCAAGGGAAGCCGAUGUCCAGCAGAACUCUAGCACCAAUCCUUGGAAAAAUUAAGACUUUAAUGUGUCUCCAAUCAGGACCUCAAAACCACUGAUCCUGCCUGAGAGUCCUGGCUGGAGCGGGAUUGAUCCCUGAACACCAAGCGGGGAAAGCAAAGCACAAAGUGAGAUUUCUUUUGUUUUUUUUUUCCCUCCCAGUGCAAUUAACUUUAAAUUAUUAAUUUUAAAUUACACAGAGCGAGUGAAAACUUCAAGAAGGAGAGCCCUGCACCAUCUGAUCCCCAAGGAACUGGGGCUGGGGGACAGCCACCCCCUUCCCUCCCGGCAGAACCCGGCUGGGAAGGCAGGAAUGCACCCCGGGAAUGCACCCCAGGAAUGCACCCCAGGAAUGCAUCCCAGGAAUGCACCCCGGGAAUGCACCCCGGGAAUGCACCCCAGGAAUGCACCCCAGGAAUGCAUCCCAGGAAUGCACCCCGGGAAUGCACCCCGGGAAUGCACCCCAGGAAUGCACCCCGGGAAUGCACCCCGGGAAUGCACCCCGGGAAUGCACCCCAGGAAUGCAUCCAGAGCAGCUGGCUGCCCCCUGUGCCGAGCUCCAGCCUUCACUCCAAAGGGAGGAGUUUCCAGGAUCCCACAGGGGGUUCCAGCUCAGCUGCCCCGAGCCCCCCCAGUGCCCCCGAUGUGCUGGGCAGUGAGCUGGGAGCCUGGGAGCGGCACAGAAUUCCAUUUAUCCCAGCUCCAGGUGCUCCCCUCACCUGGCCCCGCUCUCCCACGGCCCUGAGGGACCUGGGUGUCCCCUCCCCGGGCGGGCACGGCCGCAGCCGCGUCCCUUCCGACGCUGCCAUCGCCAGGUACAAAGUGCAAAAGUGUUGCUGUUCCUGCAUCCAUUAAAAACUUUAAAAAACAGAACAAAACAAACAGAAAAAAGGAUUUCCAUCAUCAUUUGCAAAUACAUUAAUUCAGUUUCCAAAGAGCCAGCAAAGCCCUGGUCACCUCCUCGUGGGCCAACACGGACACGGGCAGGAGAAGCCGUCUGUGACCCAGCCCAGAUCCUGCCCUGAUCCAGCAGGAGUCCAGGGGAGGCCGGAGCAGCGCUGGGAUUCAGGGACACCCCGGGACAGCCGGGCUCCGGCUGGGGACAAGCCCGGCCUCGGCCCUGCCCAAAUCCAAGCCCUCCCUGCUCCCUCCCGUGGAAGUGUUGGCAUUCCUCCUCUCCUGUGAAAUGUUUCUGGUAAGGCUUUAUUGCUCUACAAAGCGGUGCAAAGGCUGCCCGAGGACAGCUCCAUCAGGAACUUUGGUCACACGGCUGCGGGAUUUGUGCGCUGGCCCCGGCCGCCGCUGGACCUGCUACCUUCCCAAGAGAAGCUGAAUACUGUGUGCAAUAACACUGGGAAAACAGCACUGAACCCCAAAUCCAAAACAAAAACCAGGGGCACGGGGAAAGGGGACAACUGAAAUCAGGCAGAAGGCUUGGGAAGAGCCCGUCAUUCCCGUGAGGACUGAACUCAAUGCUACAUUUCGACAAUGCCGAGUGUCUUUCCGAACGGAUCGGUGCUGUUGGAUCUGCGUGUCUGGUCCUGAACGCCAGCUCGCUCUCAUCAAUGCAGCAUUUAUUAAAAAAUAAAAUUAAAAAGAAAAAAAAAAAAGGAAAAAAAAAAAAAAAAAAAAGAA